AUGCCUGAAGCAGCUCAACUUCCAUCAGUGACUCACCUAACCAAAAAUAAAGCCAAUGACUUGAAGAACUUCACAUCAUAUAUUGAAAAUGAAUCAGAGUCAGUUAAAGAGUUCUAUUCAAAUGUUGUCAGAGGAAGUGCUAAUUAUACUGAAGACAAAGUUCUGCACGAAAUACUGCAGCAUAAGAUGGAGUCGAAUAGUAACAAGCAAGACGAAAACAUUACAAGGUCGGACCCAGAAUUAGGGACCAUAGAUACUGUUGUAGGGUUGGAAAAUCCUAUAGAUGAAUCCACACCCACAAAACAGGAGGAACGGGAAGUGAAACCAAAGGUAGUGAAAAGUGAACCCAAUGUAUCUGUGGAUGCAAGUCACAAGGGAGAGGAUAUGGAAUUAACAAGUUUGUUAAACAGUAUGAUGGCGCAAAUUCGAGAAGGGAAUGCUAGUUUGAAAGCAGAAAUGGCUAGUCAUAUAUCCCAACUGGAUGAAAACCUAUCUGGUAAAAUAAAAGCCAAUUUAGAUAUUUUGAAUACGCAAAGCCAACGUAUCACAGAGGUAAACAAAUCAGUAAAUAGCAUUAGGGCUGAAAUAACAAAUGUUCAGGGAAAAGCCACAGAAAUAGAGAAAAGAUUUGAUACCGAAAUUCAGAGAAUAGAGAAAUCAGUGGAACCUUUGGUUAGUGAAAAAUUACAACCGAUAAUUGAAAGUAAAUUACAGGUGAUAGUACCAGUUGUAAAGAAAGAGAUUGUUAAAGAAACGGCAGCUGAUAUUGAAACACUGCACAAUACCAUGUUGAGUUUUGAUGCAUGUGUGCAGGAGCAGGAAAAUACACUGCGUAAUGAGAUAAAAUUGUUAAGUCAGCAAGUUCAGAAUCAGACGUUUCUUAACUGUAGUGGUAUCCCAUUGGUCAAGGGCCUAACGCGCGCGGAAAGAAAGAAAUGGCCCAAAUAUAGGGAAGAUCGGAGUAGUCAGUACUAUAGUAGGAUAGUGCGUCGUUCGCCUGAAGAGCAGUUACAUAAACGAAACUUUGCGAAGUAUAAUGCAGGGAUACAAACAGAGGAGAGAGAGCAGGGAGGAAUUAUUAAGGGAAAUGAAGUAGGAAAAGAAUAUCGGUCGGAUGUGAAGGCUCACGUGAAUGGAAUAAGUACAAUUCGAGGUCAGAGUGAUGAAUUGAUGAAGGAAGAGUCAGAGAAGGCGUUGUUUGUCGGUAGGGAUGGCAACUGUGCAGAGAGGCAGGGGCAAGGUAGGAGUGAUGUGACUUAUGGUAAAAGGUUCGUACGAAUAGUCGACGAAUCGCAUCGAGAAGUAAUUAAAGAGGAAAGGGUGAAUAAGAAAAAGGGGCAUAGUGCAGAGACGCAUGCCGAUUCAGAAAUUACCUCGUAUGCAGAAUAUGUACAUCAGCUCAAAAGCCAGCCAGCACAAUUAGAAAGAUCUUCCACUCAAGUGAUUAAUUUGGACCCGAAUAUGACAGUGUUAGAGAGCCAUACCGAUUAUGAUGUGUACCUAGUGACAGCAAGAGUACAUGACUGUGAUGAAGAUUCUUUUAAAGAAAUUAGAGAAAGUGUAUCUAACCAAGAGAAAGAGUGUUGUGAUCCCUGUAGUACUGAAGCAAAUGAGUUGAGUGAGACUGGAAUUCCAUUAGUAGGGGAAAAUAAUGAAAGUAAGAGUGGCGAAUGCACUAUCCAACAAAGGGAAAGUAGAGAAAUGGAUUAUAAUUUGCGAGAAUUAUUUGAACCCGAAGAAGGUAAUAUUUCUAAGGAGGAGGAAUUAUCGUCAGAAUCAUCAGAAAGCAUCCAGGGAGAAAAAGAAGUAGAGGAAGUUUCCGAUCCCGCAACCGAGAGUUCAGGCAUGACAGAUUCGAAUGAGAACGAGAUGGCAUUAAAGAGCCUAGACGAAGGACUAUUGGAAAAAGUGGUGAAAGAAUUUAGGAUGAAAAGGAGAAAGAAACCUCCAGAUGGAAUGCAUCCCAACAUACAAAGGGACUUGGAGCUGACACUCAUUGAAGUAAGUGAUGAAAACACAAUUGUAAUACAAAUUUCACUCACCAAAUGGAUAUUUUGA
Messenger RNA from Schistocerca piceifrons (Central American locust), 2058 nucleotides. RefSeq lists its product as uncharacterized. The transcript has 4 exons. The record is from RefSeq and is a predicted model, not a curated record. NCBI's taxonomy places the organism in Eukaryota, Metazoa, Arthropoda, Insecta, Orthoptera, Acrididae. Bases 1 to 2058 code for a protein of 685 amino acids.